AUGGCGGCGGCGGCGGCGGCGGAGCCGCGCGGUGCCGGCCUGGAGGCCGCGGUGCGGGGCGGGCUGCGCCUCCUCCGGGAGCGCUGGAUGCGGGGCACCGCGCCCGCCCCGCCGCCGGCGGCCCCGGACGGCGCGGGGGGAGAGAGCGCCCUGCAGAAGCUGCCGAUCGACUUGCAGCUGAACAUCAUGUCCUUCCUCUCGCCCCAAGAUUUGUGCCGUUUGGGAAGCACGAGUUGUUACUGGAGGGCAGCUGUGCAAGACCCGUUGUUAUGGAGGUAUUUUGUCCUGCGGGAUCUUCCCACUUGGACAUCUAUUGAUUGGAAAUCACUUCCAGAUGAGGAGAUUUUUAAUAAAGCCUUUUCAGAGGUCAGCGACAAUGAACUGUAUGAUUACAUGGCAGUAUAUAAAAGGAGCUGUCCUGAGGGUAGAAGAAGUUUGAAAUCGAUCCGUCCCCGUUAUGGGACUGUGACUUCCUUUUUGCAAUCACUGGUCACUCAGGCAGAACCUCGCUUUGCUAUGUUUGGGCCAGGUUUGGAAGAGCUGGACAACUCUUUAGUACAAAAGAUGAUGACAUGCCCAGAAAUUCUGCUGGUUGCUGGCCUACCUCAGAGACAAAUUCACGGAAUUGGAUCAGGAGUCAGUUUUCAGUUUAACAACAAUCAAAAAUUCAAUAUUGUGACAUUGUAUUCCACCACGAGUGUGGAAAGGAGGAGGGCAAGGGAGGAGCAAGCUGUUGCUGUGAAUAAGAUGUUUUACCAAGAGAACAGCACAGCAGGGAACCAGCAAGCCAUGCACUACAGUGUAAUAGCUCAAGUGAGGAAGGUGUGCGAAGUAGUUGAUGGAUUCAUUUAUGUUGCUAAUGCAGAAGCUCAUAGAGCACAUGAUCGUCAGGAGGAGCUGGCUCGCAUUUCGGCAAUGAUCGAUCCAGCCCUCGGGCCUCCGAACAGACCUCUGCUGGUUUUGUCCUGUGUGUCUGACAUCAGUGUGGAAAGAAUUCCCUGUGUUUACGUGGCACAUCAGUUGCAACUUAAUCUGCUGCAUCAGCCCUGGAUGAUGCAGGACACUGUAGCUGCAACUUUAGAUGGACUGCUAAAUGGAAUUGAGUGGCUCUUGGAAGAAGCAAAUUGUAAAAGUGCCCAGUAGUAAGAUUAGGCAUUGUUGCCCUGUAUAAACCUUUUGGUGUUUUCCCUUUCAGUUAAAGUAAGAUUGUCCUUCCUGCCAGAGUACUGUCAGAAGGGAAAACUAAUAAGGCAGACCCGUAUAUAUUUCACUGCACAUACUUAAAUCCUUAACAUUUUUCCAAAAUUAGAAGUACAAGUAGGAUUGCCUCGAUUCUAGAUGCAACGAAGAAGUGAUUUGAAGGGACAAUCUUGAGUGUUUUGUUGUUUUUCCUCUCCUUUCAACCAGAAGCCUUUAGAGUACAAUCUUUUCCAAUAUAUCCGAUGGUCUAAUAUCUUCUAUAAAUAAAUAUGUAACACUACAUUACUUUAUCAGCACAACCCUGUCACACAUUUAGUAAAUAUAUUCAAUGGAGAUCUUUACAGUGAUACUUCCUGACCGAAGAAAACAUACUGCAGGUUGUACAGUAGGAGGUUGACAGAAAGACAGUAACUCUUGAAUUUAGAAAAGUGAGUUCCCCUGAAUUUUUCUAGAAAAAAUGCCUAGACAAAAAAUAGUGUGGGGAAUUUUCAACCCAGACCAAAUUUCUUAGAAACAAACAAACACUGUUGCAUAUGAAUUGUUGUUUCUUUGUUGUGAUCUUACUUAAACCAACCACAAUAGACUUCAGCAUCUUUUUCUUUCUGUUGCACUGAAAACAUUACCUUGAACUGGAUAUUCCUCUGAUUCCAUGAACAAAUGUUAAACAGGAUCAUUUGGGACUUUUUUGCAUACACAGACUAUCAUGUUUCCCAAAUAGUUGUGGCCAUUUGCAGAUAUGAAUUAUACCUUGAAAUUUUGUAUGCAUUUGCAAAUAGUUUUAUGAAAAGCAAAGCAACAUUUUAAAGCUGGAAAUUGUGUUUUCCAUAUAGAUGUCUUUCAGGAUAGUCAUCAUCUUCCACCUUUUCAUGUUUUUACUAUUGGGUGAAUGUUCAGAAACUUCACUUGGAUUUCUUGCUAGGGCAUUUAUUUGCUUUAUUCUGGGCUUUUUGUUUUAUUUUCUCCUAUCAUCAUGGAAAUUCAGGUGUCUCGUAGCUUUUUCUUGGAACCCUAGAUAAAUGAUUGCAUAUCACACAUACAGCUGUAACUGCCCUCAGUCUGGGAUACUUGAGUGAUGAUCAACACAGCCAUGUCAGAAACAUUUCAUUUGAGAAGAUGUUUGGGAUUUUUUAAUGAAAGUAGAAAGUAUCUCCAUCUCCUUUUUUUUCAUCUUUAUACACAAUUAAUCCAUUUUCCCAGUUUUUUUGAUGUCUCCUAAUCAGGGACAAGUGUGAGGUUAAGGAGAAAAUCCAAAGGAACAUUACAAUGAAAAUUCUGUGGUUUAUACUUUUUUUUUUUUUAAUAGUGUAUGUGUUUUGCCCUUUAAAACAGAGCAGACCCAACAGAUUUAAGUGUUUGGAGUAAAAUUCCAUGCUUUGUGACUGGGUGUAUUUUCCUCCUAAUCACAUUAAUUUCAUAGUGGUCUGUUUGUAUGGGAUUGAAUGCAGCAACCUGAUGCUGUGUUUGCAACUACAAAUAUGCAGGGUUUAUCGAAGAUCCUCUUUCUACUUUCUUCAUCAGGAAUAAAUACUUUUUUAAAGAAUGA
Melospiza melodia melodia is the source of this 2743-nucleotide messenger RNA. It is a transcript of the gene FBXO4, whose product is annotated as F-box protein 4. The transcript is spliced from 7 exons. Gene Ontology annotation, cellular component: SCF ubiquitin ligase complex. Gene Ontology annotation, biological process: protein polyubiquitination; SCF-dependent proteasomal ubiquitin-dependent protein catabolic process. Lineage: Eukaryota; Metazoa; Chordata; Aves; Passeriformes; Passerellidae. The coding region runs from base 1 to 1143 and encodes 380 amino acids. Gene Ontology annotation, molecular function: protein binding. The record is from RefSeq and is a predicted model, not a curated record.